Messenger RNA from Rotaria sordida, 711 nucleotides. The record is from the annotation of a GenBank genome assembly. Lineage: Eukaryota; Metazoa; Rotifera; Eurotatoria; Philodinida; Philodinidae.
AUGUCAACACCUUUUCUAAACGUUCCUACGCCUCGUGUUGAUUCAACAACAGGUGAAAAAUAUUAUACAAGUGAAGAUGCUAUGAAUUUAACACCUAAACAAUAUGAAGAAUGGAUUUAUUCAAGUAAAACUGAACGUGUUGACGAAGUUCGUUUAUAUAAAACAAAAUUUUGGAAUAUUUUAUUAACAAAAUCACCACCAUUUUUACCAUUAUUAUUUUGGCCAUUUAUUAUUUAUUAUUUAAUAACACCAUUAACAUUCGUACGUUUUUUUUGGAUUUUAAUUGGUCUUAUUCUUUGGUUUCCAUUUGAAUAUUUAUUUCAUCGUUUUCUAUUUCAUUUAUCAGUAAUUGGUUAUCAUUCACAAAAAUUUCAUUUUUUUCUACAUGGUAUUCAUCAUGUUGCUCCAAAUGAUUUAUGGCAUGUAUUUUCACCUAUUCAUGAAUUAGGUGUUCAAGCAUUUAUUGUUUGGACUAUUUUUAAAAUUUUUCAAUUACCAGAUCCAAAUGCUUUAAUAAGUGGAUUAUUAAUUAAUUAUAUUCGAUAUGAUUCAGUUCAUUAUUUAAUUCAUGCAUAUAGUCCAACAAAAAUUUCUAAAAUACCAUUCAUAGGAAAUUAUCUUAAAAAAUGUUCUAUUCAUCAUCGUCAACAUCAUUUUUCAAAUCCACGAAAACAUUUUACAAUUAGUUUUAUUUCAUCAUUCUUAGAUUAA